Bactrocera dorsalis (oriental fruit fly) is the source of this 6931-nucleotide messenger RNA. RefSeq names its product tubby-related protein 4 (gene Tusp). Bases 1098 to 5555 code for a protein of 1485 amino acids. The transcript has 12 exons. The record is from RefSeq and is a predicted model, not a curated record. Gene Ontology annotation, molecular function: protein binding. NCBI's taxonomy places the organism in Eukaryota, Metazoa, Arthropoda, Insecta, Diptera, Tephritidae.
AAACAGAUAAAUAAAAAAAAACUCAUAAAAGCUCAGUAAGCAAGCUUAACAUUUUCAUCUAAUUGAAAAUAGGAAAGCUUAAGAGCUGCAGUAUCGGAAUGACAGUCAUGAAUAUUGUAACGGCUCGAAUGUUGGCAUUUAAAUUAAUUUUAACAAGUGAUUUAUAAAUUAGUUUAAUAGUAUGAUUAUGUGUGGAAAAAUUAUAAAAUCAUAAAAAAUAUGUGUCACAAUGAUAAAUUAUUAAGAGAAUAUCUAUGCCUCAAUACUUGCUUACGUGAAUAAAUUGAUAUAGUAUGUUGUGCCAUAGUUUUACAUAUGUAAAUGCAAAUAUUGUAAUUAUAAGUGAAAAUGCAAUUUUUAAGCCUUAACAUAUUUUCAAGACUUCAGAGUGAAAAUCGAUUUUUCAAAUUGCCUCCAACAGAAGCUCAAUUCACAACGAAUAAAAUAUGAAAAUGCCAACACUUGACACUUUACCAGUUUAACAGUGAUAAGGAAUAGCGAAAUUCAUACAUAUUAUAUACAUACAUACAGACAUAAAUAGGAAAUUAUAACACAGCAUUUCCUACAAACUUUGACUCUUGUGUUUAUAUCUGCAGUGCGCAAGCGUGCUCCCAUCCCCAUAGUUAACAAUAGCAUCAAUGGCAAUUGUACAUAGUACAUUUGUAGUAGGUGUGGUGGAUUAAAUGGUUAAAAUAAAAUAGCGACGAUGUCAGUGUCUUUUGAAGUUUGGCCUCGUGUAGACAAGCCUAAGCGGAUCCGUCAUCCUUUUCAAAACGGAUUGAGAGUGGCGAGUUUUGUACAAACAUAAAACGGUUCUUGUGCAUAAAUAACCCUACACUCAUGUGUACACACAUACAUACAUACACUAGGAUGUAGUUAUUGAAUUUUCUUCAUACAAAAUGGGCCUUUUGCAUUCAGACAUUAAAUGAAAAUACAAGUAUGCAUUUGAAAUGCAUAAAAACUUAAAGUGAAAACAGAACAACAACUACUGAAAAGCGCAAAUUCCAUAAAAAUUAGUUUUGAAGUUGACGCCAAUGAAAGUGGAUUUAGUCCGUCUCAAGCUUAAGGCAUAACACUAUUUCAAUAGAUUUGGCAGGAUGCAUCUGCAUUUCGAACCGAGUGUGAAUACAAAAUGUGAUUGCACAAUACUGUCGCUCUCAUGGAUGGGUAAAGUUCCUGAUGAUAUUCCAGAGGAUGAGGGCUGGAAACUGAAUCGAACAAACUAUUACCAAGAAGGAUGGCUGGCUACCGGCAAUAUUCGCGGCAUUGUCGGCGUGACAUUUACAACCUCACAUUGUCGCAGAAAUUUGGAUUUUCCGACACGUACCAACUACAAUCUGCGCGGGCAUCGAUCCGAUGUGAUUUUGGUGAAAUGGAAUGAACCAUAUCAGAAAUUGGCAUCGUGUGAUAGUUCCGGUAUCAUAUUUGUGUGGAUCAAAUAUGAAGGCCGAUGGUCCAUCGAACUGAUUAACGAUCGCAAUACGCCAGUUACGUAUUUCUCCUGGUCGCACGAUGGACGUAUGGCGCUAAUUUGCUAUCAGGACGGUUUUGUGCUGGUAGGCUCGGUAGCCGGUCAGCGUUAUUGGUCAUCAAUGUUGAAUCUGGAGUCAACCAUUACAUGCGGUAUUUGGACACCAGACGAUCAGCAAGUAUAUUUUGGCACCACACAUGGCCAGAUCAUCGUUAUGGACGUGCAUGGAGCGAUGGUGUCGCAAGUGCAGCUCUGCAAUGAUGUUGGCAUAACAGCAAUGGCGUGGUCAUGUGAGAAGUUCAAAAUGGAAGAGGGUGAAGAAUCCGAGCCAGGUGUUACCAAUGCUUCUAAACGUUCUUUUGUUUUGGCUGUUAGCUUUCAAAAUGGCUUUAUAUACUUGAUAAAGUCUUACGAUGACGUCUCGCCUGCACAUAUCAACACAGGGCUUAGCGGCAGCAUAGGCAUGGUAAUGGAAUGGAGUAAUUCGCGUGAAUUGCUCGCAGUUGCUGGCACUGCGCAGACUUCGUUAAACACGUUUGACCAACAAGGGGCGCCGAUUUAUGAAAAUAUUUUGAAAUUUUACACCGAAUCUGGCAGAAUACUGUACCAAACACGCUUACCGAAUACCUCCGCAACGGUGUCGGCCCUUACAUGGGGUCACAACGACAAGCGUCUGUUCAUUGCGACUGGCACCCAAGUGCACAUUGCGUGGGUGUCCAGACGUAUAGCGUCACUCCAAAUGUUAUGUCGCCUACAAAUACAGACAAGCAUUGGCUCAGAACGCUCGUUGCCCUUGCUACCGUUGCCGUCACGAAUUAGGAGUCUGAUUGGCAAUCUUUUUGCUCAAACAAUAAGAUGCUGUGUACCUGAUCUUAAAUCCGUACGUGAGUUCGUCUCCCGGCCACCUAUGUGUUCGACACGCUUGCACUGCACUAUGAUACGACACGACGAGGAUCCUACUCAAAAUACAGGCAUUUGCUACACACUCUAUUUGGAAUAUUUGGGUGGCCUUGUGCCACUUCUCAAGGGCAAACGCACCUCGAAAAUACGUCCAGAGUUCGUGAUAUUUGAUCCACAAGCGAAUGAUUCCCCGGUUUUCGUGCAAUACUCACCAGAAUGGAAAAGCUCUUCCGGCUCGAGCCAAUCUACAACCACCGGACAAAGCGGCAGAACGGAUUCUUCUGAUAGUGAGUUUGAAGAACGUUACCGUAGCUCUCCACGUCCAUUACGUCAUCGGAAAUUGCGUCAGAAAAAGCGAAAUCAGAGCAAUGGAGAAAAAUAUUCUGUGAACACUAAUAUUGAUCCCGAUAGCUUGGAUGAACUCGCCUACGUUGAUACACUUCCUGAGGAAGAAAAACUGGUUGAGGUUACCUCAAAUAUUUGGGGUACAAAAUUUAAAAUUCAUGGACUUGCCAAAACCGUCCCAGCCAAUUUAGGCCAAAUAACGUAUAAAACGUCCCUAUUGCAUCUGCAGCCAAGGCAAAUGACACUAGUUAUAACAGAACUGCGUGACGACUUUCCUUCGGGUCCGGAUCCAACUUUUAAUCCGAACAUUUUUUCCGAAGACGAAGAUGAUGCCGCUCUACACAAUGGCAGUAAAAGCAAUGGUAAUACAUACAACUUACUGACAAAUGCGGAGAACCAAAUGAGAGCUACAUCAACGGCGGCAGCCACACAUCGUCGCCUCAACGAGUUCUCCCCACCUAUUGCGCCAAUGUCACCACGUCCUAACCACCUAUUGGCGCGACACAAAAACGCACUAAAUAACAAUGGAAUACAGUGUGCGAUAGGCAGCACUGGCUUAAGUCCAUUGGCUAGAGCCGAAUCUUAUGAUGAUGAUUCGUCAAAUGAAUCACAGGAGGUAAAUGGCUAUCACAAUGGCGCCAGAGUCAACCUACCGACCGGCAAUUUACUUCAUACCACAAACGGAUCAAAUAACAACAAAAUGGUGCGUCCGAAGAAUAUUACUGCCACUACACCGGGUAUACGUAGCAGCCUAGGACCAGGCUAUAGUAGCUUCAAAAAUAACUACAGCCGUUCUAGUUCGAACUCGAGCUCACAGUCCCGCCACGCUAUAUCGCCUCUGUACUGUGAUGGUUCGGUUCCAACGUUACAAUCACCGAAAAAUGCCGUCGCGCCAACGGAUAUAAUAUUCGAACGUCCUGCUGUUUCGGGCAAUGGUCAGACCACGGUUAUGUCCUACUCCAGCAAUACGGAUUACGCUAACAAUGUUGUGCAAGUGAAGAAUGUUUUGUUGCCCGAAAUGAUUCGGUCUACAAACAGUCAUGUGAACCCAGUACCUUUAAAUCUUAAUUUGAACCUUGAACGCAUGGAUGCCAGACUAAAAACAACAGCGUGUAGCACUAAUUUCACAGCGAAUAAUAAUCCCAUUAACAACAACAACACAAAACGUCGAGAUAUUUCAUAUAUAGAUGAAGAAGUUCAAUCGCCCACCCAGCAAGCUUUGAUAACUUUCACUCCCGUCUCUACACCCGUCGAAGUUCGCAUGAAGCGCACAACAACCGUAGUGUCCAUCGCGCCAGCUCUGCCUGAUUCGAUUACCAGAAGUUGUAGUGUUGGUUAUUUGGACUCGGAUGCUAUUACACCGUCUGACGAAGCCUUAAUGGCGCUGCGAAGAGACGCACCCACUAAACGUUUGAUCUUAGUAGACAAACGUAAGACUAGAAAAAAACGUCAAAAUAAUGAGGACUCCCGCAAACCAAAGUUGGAAAGAUCAGGUAAAUCAAAGAGUUUGGAUUCCUGCGAAUUAGUCUUCAGUCAAACAAAACUAACCAGCAAGGAACCCGAAAAGGCACCACGAAAACUUCAGGAAAUCGCUGAAGGUAAAACCAGUGGCACCGACACCACUGAACCAACGAAAUGUUUUAAAUGUCACCGAAGUGUUAGUCCCAACGAACAAUGUAAACAUUGCCAGCCAGUCCAAACUGCAGUCGACGAGCAACCAAAGAAGGAAGAGAAAAUACGUAUAGUGUCCACCCCGCAGAAGAAAGACUUCACAGCCAACACGCAGUUUUAUGAAAGUUUAUACAAGAGUCAGGAACAACAAAAACAAAUCCAACGUAAAACGGGCGGAACACCGAGAAAGAAAAAGUUGGAUGUAAUUACUAGCUUCACCGACAGUCCACUUUUUACGCGAAAGCAUCGUUUUGGCAUCAGAAGUCGGAGCAAAGAAACUGGUAGUAGCAGUGAAACGAACACCGAAAGCACCACACCGUUGCUGGGUCGUAAAAAUGAUAAUGGAUUUAACUUCGUUAAACAAUUAACCGAGGUACGCUGGCGCCGUAGAGAGGCGCAGAAUAAUGUGACUACUGUAAAAAAUCAACGCGAUUACUUGGGGCACACUCAAUGCGCCAACACGAAUGGGAAUGCUGUUGAGGCCACGCCGGUGGAAGCUAAAGCCUCUGUCUCUUUGCAAGCGCAGGCACUUACAACAUUAGAGAACAUAAUCAGCCGUUUACGAGACCUCGACGAGGGCCGCCUCACACCGCCCGCCACACCAAAACGCCUACCACGAAGCUCACCAGCAUCGCCAGCCGUCAGUAAAAAGAACAAACGUCAGAGUAGUUCGCCCAUUCGGCACUUUUUGAAUUCACCUCUGCUAAAUAGGCGCUAUCGCAAAAAACAAUGCCUCAUAGAAAGUUCAGAUGACGAAGGCAACGGUACAAAUGGGUCAGGCGAAGAAAACGGUGGUGCCAGUUACAAUAAGCAAUAUCGUGAUUUGGAAACAUUCCAAAAGGCACAGCUACUACAAAAGCUAAAACGUGGCAAAAUAGAGCCGAAUGGUUCUUCGAGCUACUCAAGUCCAGCUCCAGUUCGACGAGAAUUCGUGAUGCACAACAAAGCGCCAAUGUGGAAUGAGCUAAGUCAGGUGUAUCAGCUGGAUUUUGGUGGACGUGUCACACAAGAGUCAGCCAAAAAUUUCCAAAUUGAAUUCCGUGGCAAACAGGUAAUGCAAUUCGGUCGCAUCGAUGGAAACGCAUACACAUUGGAUUUUCAAUAUCCAUUUUCGGCAUUACAAGCGUUCGCUGUUGCGCUCGCCAAUGUUACGCAACGGUUGAAAUAAAUACAUAAAAUACAUACACAUAUACAUAUGUUCGUAUGUAUUUAUAUAUAAAUUAAUUGAAGAAAAGCACUGGUCGUCUGACUUUAUUGAUAAACGAGAGUGAUUCAGUGAUUCUAAGUAUUAUGCGUAAAAUACUCGUACUAAAGGGGCCUAAAGUUUUAUUAUACAUACAUACAUACAUACAUCUCUAUACAAAUAUUUGUUUGCGGCAUAAAUAGUGCAUAUGUACAUUUAGGUGAUUGUAGCUUAUACAUACAUACAUACAUAUAUUAGAUAUUGUAACAGUCAAUUUACACGGAUCGUUUCUGCUAAUCGCUUCAAUUCUUUUUAUAUAUAAUUAGCUAAUCGAAGGUUGGCAUUCCAGCUGAAAUUUGUGUACGCGUAUGAUUAGAUAUAUAUACGUCUCGAGAAAGUUAUAUCGAUUGUCAAAAUAUUAAAAAAAAGCUAUUUUAGUGUUGCAAAAGUAGUCGUCACUCGGCAAAUAACGACUAAUUCCGACUGAGUUUAGGAUAGGUUACUCGGAAGCAGCUUGAGAUUAUUCUUUUGUAUCAUCAUAUUGAUGUACGUCACACUCGAAUAAGUAGAAAAACUUAAGUCAUUCAAACAUCUUCCUCUCCUUUUGCUCGCAUUAGUUUUGCAAAAUGCAAUCAAAUUAAAUUAUAUAUUUAUUUCAAUCAAUCUUUUCUAAUAAUAACAAUAAUAACCAUAAAUUAAAGAUAUUUAUUGUUUUCAAAUAUCCACAUUAAAUCCACUUCCCAAGCUUAACGAGCUAAAAGCUCUUCGAAAACCUCCUAUUAAAAUUAAUUUAUUUAAUUUAAUUUUUGUGUAAUUAGUUAGACUUAUAAAAAAAAUAUAUUAAUUUAACUACGACAAUAUAGACAUUUUAAUUCGUGGCACCAAUUUAUAGUGCCUAACAAAAUCUGAAAAUUUGAGUGAGCGAUCCGUUUCAUAUUUUGUUUUUUUUUUUUGCGUCGUUAAUAUGCAUAGACACAUUUAUUAACUUACAUAUUUUUACAGAACAAACAACAUAAGUAGGUAGAAUAGAAACAUAUACGAGUAGUUUACCGUUAACUUAUAGAUUUUCGCACAAAUAGUAUACAACUCACAUAAGUACAUUUAAGUUUUAUUUAAUAUGAAUUGUAGUUGCAACGUUUUACGCUUAAUAAACGGUAGUUAACGGUAAAUAAAUUAUUUUUUUAAUAUGUUAUGAGAACAUAAAUUACGAUUAUUAUUUUUUUUUUUUAUAAUGAAAAUAUAUAUAGGACGUUGCUUCGGCAAAAUAAUAUUUUCAAAUAUUAUAAGAGUAUCUGAAAUUUCCCUGACAGCCGCGUUGAGUUUCCUAUGUGAAAUAGGUAUUCUAAAAAUGAAAACACGUA